AUGUUGACAGCAAGGGAAUCACCUUCAAGGCUUGAUGCCUUUAUUUAGUCACUGAAAAAGGACAGAGACUGCCAUAAAUGUGAGACUGAGGAUUUGUUAAAGGUUAGGAAACACGUCUUAAGUCCUAAGUAAAUCUCUACUUGUGGCAGCAUUAAAAAAAAAAAAUCAUCCAUCCAGGAAGUGGUUUCUGAUCCAGAAGUCUUGAAAAUAUUGAAUAUGAAGGACUUGAGUCAACAUGGAAAAUUAAUGAAUGUCAUAGCAGAAAUUCAGGGUAACUUCCAAGUUUUAACAGCUGAAAGAGACAAAAUUCUCAGUCUUUAUGAAAGGGCAUGGAAGGAACUUUCCCAGCUUUGCCAGGAAGCUAUAAAAUGCCCCAGGACUCCUAAAAGUUAUCACCAUGUGACAGCUCAAGCUGUGUUAAGACACAUGGAGAUAGAAAGGGAUACAGCACUGUCGUAUUUCUGAAGGAUGUCUACAGAACAUGAUAGCCUCAGGGAGCAGUUACAGAUUUCCCAAGAGAGUGUGUUUAAUGAAAAGGCUCAUUUGGAGCAGAGAAUUGAAGAGCUUUAAACUACUAUUCACGAUUUAGAUAGUGAACAGUUAGAACAGAUGUCUAAAGUGGCACUGAUGAAAGACACCAUUGAUUCUUUGGAAACUGAGAUGAAAAGAUUGACAAGAAAAGUACUGGAUUCUGAAACUGUGAGUUGAUAGGAAGCUGAAUAUGCUUCUCUUAAUUUAUUGAAUGAAAAGACAGAACUGAGUCUUUCAUAGAUUCAGUGAAGCCUUGUGAAGAAAAAACUUGAAAUGCAACUUAUAAGAAAAUUAUGUCUGGCAAGGGUACUAUAUAAAGAGCUAGCAAAGUACCAAACUGAGUUUGAUGAUAUGAAGUUGAACGCACAGGAUUAAAACUGAGGUAUUUUCAGGCUGAAGCAUGUGCUGAAGUCUAAAAACUGUGAGCUCUUGGAAAAUUAUCACAAAGCCUGUGAACAAGGAAGUUGGGAAGCAAAAUGCCAUGAAGGAGAAACAGGCUUUUCUGUUAGACGGGCACUGAUCAGUGCGUCUGAGAGCCACAGUUGGAAAGGAAAAAUAGAGUCCCUUGAAACACAGAUGGAGCAACUGCAGAGCAAGUGUGAGUCAAACCAUUCUGAAACAGAGAUGCUGAGAAAACAACUGGGAAAUGAAAAAGCAUCUAUAAAAAACCUGGAAUCUUCGCUUGUGUCCAGUUGUGAGAAUGAAUUUCAGUCACAGAGAGCAAACCAAGAGAAAGUCUCUGAAAUUCAGUUUCACAAGGAACAGCUUUCUUUAGUAGAAAACAAUCUUGCUGUGCAGAAUCAAGAAUUUACUCACCUCAGAAACAGAGCAACAGAGUCAGAACUGGAUAUCACCAAAACACAGCUGGGGACUGAGCACUUUGAUAGUAAGGAUCAAGGGUCUGAAGAGGGCAUCUUUGAGAAGAUCAUCUUCAUGGAAAGAAAUUAA
Messenger RNA from Taeniopygia guttata (zebra finch), 1479 nucleotides. The record is from RefSeq and is a predicted model, not a curated record. NCBI's taxonomy places the organism in Eukaryota, Metazoa, Chordata, Aves, Passeriformes, Estrildidae.